Molecule: messenger RNA, 2250 nt
Organism: Corylus avellana
Lineage: Eukaryota; Viridiplantae; Streptophyta; Magnoliopsida; Fagales; Betulaceae
Product: transcription factor GTE7
Molecular function (GO): protein binding
Source: RefSeq, a predicted model, not a curated record
CCCCCUCUCCUUACUCGCUCAGAUUUAGGGUUCAAAAUCCCAAACCCUACCCUUCACGUUUUCUCUCUUUUCUUCCCUAUUUUUCUGCAAUAAUUUCAUUUCUUUCUUUGCAUCAGCGCGUGGGGAUUCUCUAAGAGGCGCGUGAGAAUCACGACCCCUCCGAUUCAUGGUUUCGUCCUCGCCGGCAUUGAGAAGUUGGAAUUCCGUGCGUCCAUGGCGUCCGCCGUCUUAGCCAGAACCACCACCAACGGAGCAGGAGCUAGAGCAGGAGGAUUCAUGGGCAAAGUCCCUUUCUCAAACCCUAACCCUAACCCUAAUUUUACCACCAAAAAACGACAUCAAAAACAACAACGCGAUGCACAUAACGCCGGCGAAUUCGUCGUUGAUGAAUCCCCGGCCGUGACCCAAUCGGCCGCGUCCGACGACGCGUCGUCGAUCAACCACCGAAGACCCAGCACCACCACCAGCGAAUUCAACCAGCGCCAAUACUUGAGCUUCAACGUCGCGUCGUAUUCGAAGAAACAGCUGGUCGAGCUCAAGGCCCGCUUCGCCGCCGAGCUCGACCAGAUUCGUCAUCUCAGACACCGCCUCGAAUCCCACGCGACAGCCAAUAACAACCACGCGCCACCGCAUUCCAAGAAAUCUAAGAAAAUAUCGGGCAAGAAGCGGCCCUUGCCCGAGAACCCGAAGAAUCUGACUCAUACGAACCCGAAUUCGAACUCCAACAUGAACAUGAACUCGGCGUCGAUGAAGGCGUGCAAGGAGAUACUGACGAAGCUUCGGAAGCACAAGAACGGGUGGUUUAACGAGCCGGUGGACGUGGUGGGCAUGGGGCUUCACGACUACUACGACAUAGUCAAACAGCCCAUGGAUUUGGGUACCGUCAAAUCCAGGCUCGCUAGGAAUCUCUACCAAUCUACGUCUGAUUUCGCCGCCGAUGUCAGGCUCACCUUCACCAACGCCUUGAAAUACAACCCUAAGGGCCAUCUCGUCUACGCCAUGGCCGAGCAGCUCCUCGCCCGAUUCGAGGACCUCUUCCGCCCCCUUGGCGAAAGGAUCGAGCGCCCAGAAGAAGAAAAGAGGAUUUUUGAUGCGGCGGCGGAGGAAGAUUUGCAGGCCAGCGAUAACGACAAUUCAAUGCGAAUUGUUUCCGAGAAAUCGGAGCGGGUGGUGGAAGAUAGGGUUUCUGAUCAUUCGGAUCAGUUUCGUGGGGUUCAAGGGCCCUCGUCGAAUCCGGUUAGGGCGCAUUCGCCAGUGAAGUCAGCGCCGGUGAAGACCACGAAGCUUCCGAAGCCGAAGGCAAAGGACCCGAACAAGAGGGAGAUGAGCCUAGAGGAGAAGCACAAGCUGGGGAUUGGGCUGCAGAGCUUGCCUCCGGAGAAGAUGGAGCAGGUGGUGCAGAUCAUAAGAAAGAGGAACGGGCAUUUGAAGCAGGACGGGGAUGAGAUCGAGCUCGAUAUAGAGGCCGUUGACACCGAGACCCUUUGGGAGCUCGACCGCCUCGUCACCAAUUGGAAGAAGAUGGUCAGCAAGAUCAAGCGCCAAGCUCUCAUGGGCAACAACAUCACCAGAAACAAUGGGGAGUUGCCUAUGGUUGAAGCUGUGGCGAGCGAGGCAAAGAAGCCGAAGAAAGGGGAGGCAGGGGAGGAGGAUGUGGACAUUGGGGACGAGAUGCCGAUGAGCAAUUUUCCGCCGGUGGAGAUCGAGAAAGAUGUUGGGGGUCAUGGGAGUAGUAGUUCCAGCAGCUCAAGCAGUUCAGACAGUGAUUCCUCCUCAUCAAGUGAUUCGGAUUCAGGGAGUUCUUCCGGGAGUGAAUCGGAUGCCGAUAAUGCGCAGUCUUGAGGAGGCAUGUUCUUGAGUUGAUGAAGAAGGGCUUUUCCAAGAGAGCACAGCACCCCAAGUGUAGAGCUGGCAUUAGAAAUGCCUUUCCAUGAUGUGGUAUAACUUUGAGCUUAAAUUGCCUCCAUUUCCAAUUUCCUUGAGAGUUUGUGUUUGUACUGAAUUCAUGAAAACUCUUUUGGUACAGGGGAUGUUUGUGUGGACUUUGUGAGUGUUUCUCCCCCUUUUGGAGGAAUUUGAUGAAAUUGGAAGUGGGCAUUUUGGCUGUUGUAGCUGGGGAGAGAAAAUGUAGGUCAGAUUGUAGAGAAAUGUAGAGUUAAAAAGGAAAGAGUAGAAGAGUUUAGAGGGAUUCACAGAUACUCAUUGUACAUACAUUAACCGCAUUAUUUAUACAAUGAUUUUUCAGAAGCA